CUCAAAGAACCGAUCAAAUUACAAGUCUUCCUGUCAGCCGAUAAACAAGCAAUAAAACGACGCGAAAUUUCGCUGGGGUUUAUCAUUCUAAUUGGAACUCGAGAAAGAACAGUGCAGUAUCAAUUUUAAUAACGGUAAAUAAGAAGGCAAGAUUUGAUUGAAGAUUUUUCAAAGACAUAUAGCCUACUAGGCUUCGAUUUCUAGCAGUAUCAAAGAAAAGCGAAGGUAAUUACCUAUUCGCAUUUAUCUACGUUUCCACUAUAUUUCAGUCAUCAUCAGGAUAUAAACAUGCACUUACACUUGUUUUGUAUUUUGUUAAAAUACUCAGUGGAUCUAAAAAUAUAUGAUUGUAUAUUGAUUUGAUUAUCAAUGCGUCGUAUUUUUUGCGCAUAUAUAUAUACCGCGAUAGAUCGUAUUUUUAAAAUUUUUUUUCCUACAUAUAAUCUAAUGGUUUCAUAUACAGUUCUGCCAAUUAUAGCUAUACUACAUUAACUAGGGCUACUAACUAGGAGCCUAUAAACUCUCCCAAAAAUUGCGGCAAUCACUGAGUCUGAGUAUUUUAAUAACUAAACUACUGUAUUGUAACUAUGUAACCUUAUAUAUAGUAAUUACUAAUUGUUGUUUUUCUACUUAGCCUAAUCUGAUAUGAAUGAACUACUUACCAUCUUGUUCUUUUCAGUUUGCGAAAUCCCGAAUCAAAUAUGAGAAUUUAUUUUGUCCUGUGCUUCGCGGCAUUCGUUGCCUUCACCCAAACUCAACUUGGACUCGCCGGUCCUCCCGGCCCCCCUGGAAAGAGGGGGCCCACUGGCUCAAAACGAGUCCGAAUUACCCCCUAUUGUCGAGUGAGCUCGAAGAUCACAAAUUUUCUGAAGCAAUUUCGUUCCACCGGCCUUAAAGGAGCAAGUGGCAAAAAGGGUAGUGCUGGUUUAAGAUUUAAAUCGAAGCAGAGUCGUUUCGCGGUGAGUUAUAAAGUUUACAUGUAAUGAAAAUGAUAUUGAUGGUUCAAACACUUUUCGGUUUAGACUGUUCUGCAGUUUUUGUAAAGUAGCCGAAUAAAAAAAGUCAACAGUCUUCUCAGUAAUCAGUGACGCAUCUAUUGUGAUUGACCACCAUUUGCUGUAUGACAUGCAAUCGUCAAAUAAUAUCCGAAAUAUGUAAGAUAAUAGACAAAGAGUCGAAAAUGCAAGAAAUACUUAAAUAAUAGUCGAAAAUGCAACAAGUAUGUAAUGCUAGGAAAAACGUUAACGAAUUCGAAAAUAACAACAUAAAACGCUCACUGAGUUACCAGCGAUAUACAUACCCUUUUCUAGAUAUAUACCUAAUAAUAAUAAACGAACGAACGAAUGUAUUCCUUCCACUCGUGAGCUCAUACCGGAAGGAGGGCGUUGUGCCAACAAUUUCGUAAAUUGUUCACGAAAACUUUUUUGAUAAGUAGGGCAAAUUCCAUUCUACCCCUAAUUUGUUUACUCCCGUACGGCUAUAUGAAUUGAGUUCAUCUAAGAAAAGUAAUUUCUAUAUCUUUUUCUACACUACAGAAUUACAAGUGGAUUUAUAACUGCCUACACGUGGCUUUUAACUUCCAACACCGUAUCUUCGAGAAAUCCACUUACCAAUGUUGUCAACAAUGCGAAUUUCCUGGCUUCUCUCGUUGUAUGCGGAAAUACAGCGGGGCCGUGGCACAGGCCAGGUGUAAUGGCGAGGCCAUACGAUGCAUAGCACGCUGUAUCAACAAGAAAAGUCCAACAGCUGGUCGGCCCGGUCCAACAGGUGGUCGACCCGGUCCCCCUGGGCCUGGAGCAAAGAAAUGUCCCGUGAAGCGCAAAAAAGUUGGAGGUUCGUACUGCCUUGAACGAUCCUGUAUCCGUGUAUGAAAAUCGAACUGAAGUGUUGGCCAUUACAAACGGUUUGUCCGAAGAUUUGGUCAAAAAGCUGUUAAAUUAAGAAUUUAUAAGACUUUUUAUAUGACUGAAGACUAGCAAGAUAAUAAAUAUACGUAGUAUUUACUAUGAGAAGUUACCAUUUACCAUUGUAUGUUUAAAUUAAUUUCGCUUUUUAAUUAAAACUGAGCUAUCACUUUAAAUGACAGUACCUUGUCUGUAUUUUCUAUUCGUGUUCGUUUAUGAAUGUUCGACUAAUCCUCCUGUUCAUUGUUGUAUUCUGUAGAAUGAAAGAAAAUUAAUUAGUAUUCGAUUAAAUUAAAUUAAGUAACUCUGUCAGUUCUGAAUUGUUCUUGCUAGAGGUCCUGUAAUAUUAUUAUCUUU
Paramuricea clavata is the source of this 2261-nucleotide messenger RNA. Lineage: Eukaryota; Metazoa; Cnidaria; Anthozoa; Malacalcyonacea; Plexauridae. The record is from the annotation of a GenBank genome assembly.